AUAUUUUAUAGACGCUCUUGGCUGCUGAACGGUUCAUCAGGAGCUCCUGCUUACAUCUAAUUCCGAAUAGAUACGUGUUCACUCGGAUUGGAGGUAAGGAGCUCCUGUAUCUUCAGCAGCCACCAAGUAUUUUCCUAAUUUUAUUUCUAGAAGCCAAAGUAUGGUACAACGAGAAAUACUUACCUGUCGUAGACAAGAACUGGAUUUCUGCUUGCAGAAACAAAACAGUAGAAAACUUGAUUCCUGAAAUUGUUUCUCUGUGAAAUAAAAGAAGACAGAAACUGAGAGAGAAGAUCGAAGCGCGGAAACAGGGAGACGCAGACGAAGACAGAAAAAGUGGAGAGAGAGAGAGAGAGACAGAGACAGAGAGAGAGAGAGAGAGAGAGAGGGGUGGUUGGGUAUGGAGAUGCUGUGGACAUGGCUGCUGAGUUUCUUCUUCAUUCUAGCUUUGCUGUGCAUUCUGGGUUAUCAGCUUGUGUGCUUGGUGGACCUUGAGUACGACUACAUCAACCCAUAUGAUUCAUCAUCUCGGAUAAACAGUGUCAUUUUGCCAGAAUUUAUUGUUCAAGCAGUUUUGUGCUUCAUUCUUCUUAUAGCGCGACAUUGGUUCAUGCUUUUCAUGGCUCUGCCGCACCUUUAUUAUAAUGUCAAUUUGUACAUGACGAGACGGCACUUGGUAGAUGUGACUGAGAUCUAUAACCAACUGAGCUGGGAGAAAAAGCAACGCUUUUUUAAGAUUGGCUAUCUUUUGGCCCUAUUCAUUCUUUCUUUAUUCUGGUUGCUAUGGAGCAUUGGAGACGAAUAUGAUUAACCAGACAUCAUUGCUCCCACCAAGCGUUGCACAUCGUUUUUAUGAUGGAGCCGGAGACGGACACUCGUGGAUAUAAAAUCAUGACUUGUGCGUAAUUCAGCCUGGUUUUGGCACCUGAUUUGUAAAAAAAUUAAAAAAAUAUUUGUUAAUAUUGUUGAGGAUGACCAUUUGGACGAGAAUGACUAGAUAGAAUGGGUAUACUUUCAGGUCGCAUUUGUGUCAAUUAAAUAAACCCAUAUGUAAGUUUGUGUAGUCAUGUACUUGUUUCAUUGGUAUGAGACAGGAUGACACGUAGUAGUGUAAGUUGUUCUCCUAUAGUACAAAUCCUUAGAGAUUUUAAACUUAGAAGAUUACAUAUGGCUAUUUAUAAUACAAUGAAAAUAUGACACAAGAUUUCUAGUUGAA
Pyrus x bretschneideri (Chinese white pear) is the source of this 1216-nucleotide messenger RNA. RefSeq names its product protein cornichon homolog 4-like. Gene Ontology annotation, biological process: vesicle-mediated transport. NCBI's taxonomy places the organism in Eukaryota, Viridiplantae, Streptophyta, Magnoliopsida, Rosales, Rosaceae. The record is from RefSeq and is a predicted model, not a curated record. Bases 401 to 811 code for a protein of 136 amino acids. The transcript is spliced from 5 exons.